This is a messenger RNA of Suricata suricatta (meerkat), 1037 nucleotides long. Its product is annotated as taste receptor type 1 member 1-like. Gene Ontology annotation, molecular function: G protein-coupled receptor activity. The transcript has 2 exons. Gene Ontology annotation, cellular component: membrane. The record is from RefSeq and is a predicted model, not a curated record. Lineage: Eukaryota; Metazoa; Chordata; Mammalia; Carnivora; Herpestidae. Gene Ontology annotation, biological process: sensory perception of umami taste; G protein-coupled receptor signaling pathway. The coding region runs from base 393 to 1037 and encodes 214 amino acids.
GCUACAGCUCCAUCCGCUUUCUGUCCCCCAGAGACGCCGUGUUCCUGCCUUCCAAUGACCCCCACCCCUCAAAACACCUGGGUUCCCUUUCUGAGUCAGGUGAAGCCACAGGCAGCAGAGCGAGAACAGAGCCCAGAACCGUCCAGAGGAAGGGGCAGCGGCCGCCACCUGGUUUGCACCUGUGCCUUUACCCUGCCCAGUUCCUGAGUGGGACCACAGGCCCGGAAGGCCAAGGCAAACAGCCAGGUUCCCACAACUGGGUUCCAGCCCCACCCCUGGCACAGACGUGAGGUUGGGAAGCAUCUGGGUGGCUGCUGUCGAUUCUAUUUAAACGGCCGGGCCGGCCAGAGGGUGCCCGUCAGCCAUGCCAGGCACAGGACUGACUGGCCAGCAUGUCGCUCCUGGCGGCCCCCCUGGUCAGCCUGCAGCUCUCCCUCUGCUGCUGCUGGGCUCUCAGCUGCCACAGCACAGAGGUGUCGGCCGACUUCAGCCUCCCUGGGGACUACCUACUUGCAGGCCUGUUCCCUCUGCACUCUGACUGUCCGGGGGUGCGGCGCCAGCCCACGGUGACGCUCUGUGACAGGCCCGACAGCUUCAACGGCCACGGCUACCACCUUUUCCAGGCCAUGCGGUUUGGCAUCCAGGAGAUAAACAACUCCACAGCCCUGCUGCCCAACGUCACCCUGGGGUACCAGCUGUACGACGUGUGCUCGCAGUCGGCCAAUGUGUACGCCGCCCUCAGUGUGCUCUCCCUGCCGGGCACGCGUCACCUAGAGAUCCGAGCAGACCCUUCCCACUAUUCGCCUGCGGCCCUGGCUGUCAUUGGGCCCGACACCACCAACCACGCAGCCACCACUGCGGCCCUGCUCAGCCCCUUCCUGGUGCCCCUGGUAAGCUGGAGCCCUGGCGGCCGGUCCAUCUCCCCUGCUGGCAAGCCCAGCGUGGGCUGGAGGGCGGGGGGGCGGGGGGGGGCAGAGCCGCCGUGCCCCAAGGCCAGUCUGGCCCCCUGGAUCUCCUGGGUGGUCACUGGUCCUUAG